Eucalyptus grandis is the source of this 3167-nucleotide messenger RNA. Its product is annotated as G-type lectin S-receptor-like serine/threonine-protein kinase B120. The record is from RefSeq and is a predicted model, not a curated record. The coding region runs from base 346 to 2958 and encodes 870 amino acids. The transcript is spliced from 7 exons. Gene Ontology annotation, biological process: recognition of pollen; protein phosphorylation. Gene Ontology annotation, molecular function: ATP binding; protein serine/threonine kinase activity. Lineage: Eukaryota; Viridiplantae; Streptophyta; Magnoliopsida; Myrtales; Myrtaceae.
GGUCCCGCGCGUUGCCUUCUGCUGGAAAACCAGUCUGCUCACACUAUUCGGUAACGCUUGUACUCGUGUUGAAACCAGCCCUUCGCUGAAUCAUGAUGGACGACGAUGGCCCUCUGCACGUUCGGUCUAUUAAAAAACAUGAAGAAAAAGAAGAGAGAGGUUUCAACUUUCGAUUCAAUGCACUUUUUCAGCGUUGAUCCCAUUUCCAAAAAGUCGUCAACCUUGUGUGUAAACUGCAACACCUGACUAUGAACUGCCACACCUUAGACGGGUCGCCAUUAAAACUGCCUCUCUCACCCUGACAAAUUUCCACUUGAGUUCUUGAUUCUCCCUCUCUCCGGAGCGAUGCUUGGGGCAUUUGUCAAUGGUGGAAUGCCCUUCACCGGCAAAAACAGAGCAAGUUUCUUCCUUUUCUCCUUGUUUUUUGUGUCGUUGUCUCUGCUUUCGUAUUCUCAUGCAGCCAAUUCGAUCUCGCGCGGGCAGUCUGUCAGAGACGGCAAGACUCUGAUUUCUUCUUCUGGGAAAUUCGAACUGGGGUUCUUUAGCCCUGCGAAUUCAUCUCUUAGAUAUGUUGGUAUUUGGUACCACAAGAUUAGUGUUAAAACCGUCGUCUGGGUUGCAAACAGGGAGAGCCCAGUUUCUGGUGAAUCUGGAGUUUUCACAGUUUCAAGUGAUGGAAAUUUGAUGGUUUUAGACGGGAAUAAUCGCACAGUUUGGUCAAGUGGCAGUAAUUCCUCCGCUGUGGCCACCAACUUAACAGCUGUUCUGAAGGAUUCUGGAAAUCUUGUUCUUUUGGCCGGAACAGAUGCCGACUCUGCUAGUGCUGAUGGUGAUAUCAGCAAUUCCUAUUGGCAAAGCUUCAAACACCCGACAGACACGUACUUGCCUGGCAUGAGAGUGAGGUGGAACUCUGUGGCUGGAGAGAACCGUGCCUUCAUGUCAUGGAAGUCAUCAAAUGACCCUUCCCCUGGGAACUAUUCUAUGGGCGUCGAUUCCCAGAUUCCACCACAGAUAGUGAUCUGGGGCCAGUCAGGCCGGGAAUGGAGGAGCGGGCAUUGGAAUCGGCCGUUUUUCACCGGCGUGCCAAAUAUGACUAGCGAUAUUCGAUAUGGGUUCAGUCUCACGCCCAUUGAGGCGGAUGGAAGCAUGUAUUUUACGUACACACCGUCGAAUGGAUCCAAACUCUUGAUGUUCCGUAUACUUUGGAAUGGGACGGAGGAGCAAUUAGGCUGGGAUGAGACUAGUAAUGAGUGGACUGUGCUGCAAUCGCAGCCUGCUAAGGAAUGUGACCUCUAUAAUAGGUGUGGAGAUUUUGCAAUAUGUAAUGAAAUGGACUAUCCCAAAUGUAGUUGCAUGAAAGGGUUCAGUCCAAAGUCACCAGAUCAAUGGAACAGCGGUAACUGGUCCGCAGGUUGUGCUCGGAAGACCCAAUUGCAGUGUCGGGACAACAGCAGCUUUACAGCAGGAGAUGGUGGUGGGAUGGAUGGCUUUUUGGAAUUGCAUGGCGUGAAGUUACCGGAUUUUGCAGAGAAUGUUUCAGCCUCAAACAGGGAUGAGUGUGAGGUAAAGUGUCGGGAAAAUUGUUCGUGCAACGCUUAUGCUUUUGGAAGACGAAUCGGGUGCAUGCUGUGGAGCGAGAAUUUGAUAGAUGUACAGCAUUUUGCCCAGUGCGGAAUGACCGUCCAAAUUCGUCUCGCCAAGACUGAAUUAGAAACGAAGAGCAAAAUAUCGAACCUGUUCAAAAUAAUUACUUUCUUGGUUGGAGCGUUAGUUCUCGGUGUACUGGUAUAUUUGUUAUGGAGGUUCAAGGACAAUUUGAAAGGAUUCUCGAUUUUCAAUUGGAAAAACAAGAGACUUCCCCUGUCUGAUGAUCUUGUUAGGAACGACGAGCUAUCCGCUGAAUUAUCCGGACCAGAUGGUCUUGCUAGAGAUGCCAAGCAAGUAGGGGGAACUGACAUACCGGUGUUCAAAUUCAGUUCCAUCGAAGCUGCGACGAACUUCUUUUCUGAAGAAAACAAGCUCGGACUAGGAGGAUUUGGUCCUGUAUACAAGGGAAACCUUUUUGGAGGACAAGAAAUAGCCGUUAAGAGGCUUUCAAGGAAGUCAAGCCAGGGGAUCGAGGAAUUUAAGAAUGAGGUUAUGUUAAUUGCGAAGUUACAACACAGAAAUCUUGUGAGACUAUUUGGGUUCUGCAUUAAGGGGGAAGAUAAGAUGCUUAUUUAUGAGUACAUGCCCAACAGGAGCUUGGAUCGUUUUAUUUUCGAUCCAGUGAAGCGAAUGCAAUUGAAUUGGAAGACACGUUUUGAGAUUAUUGAAGGGAUAGCACGAGGCCUCCUCUAUCUCCAUCGUGACUCUAGACUAAGGAUUAUCCACCGUGACCUGAAAGCCAGUAACAUUUUAUUGGAUGAAGAAAUGAACCCGAAAAUAUCAGACUUUGGCAUGGCGAGAAUUUUUGGUACAAAUGAGAACGAAGCGAGUACCAAUCGAGUGGUUGGCACAUAUGGUUACAUGUCUCCAGAGUACGCGAUGGAAGGUCUAUUUUCAGUCAAAUCCGAUGUCUACAGCUUCGGAAUAUUAUUGCUGGAGAUCAUUACUAGCAAGAAAAACUUUGGCUUUCGCACACUAGAACAUUCUAGUCUCAUCGUCUAUGCUUGGCACCAUUUGAAAGAAGGGAAGGGGAUGGAGCUUAUUGAUCCCUGUAUCAGGGACACGUGCUCUACGGAUGAGGUUUUGCGAUGCAUACAAGUUGGACUGCUGUGCGUGCAGGACUCCGCCCCAAAUAGACCGACCAUGCCUUCCGUUAUGCUGCUAUUAAAAAGCGAAACAGUGGAUCUUCCCUUCCCGAAACUACCCAGGUCAACCUCGAUCACGGGCUCCACGGGUACAUGUUCUUUGUUUGAAAGCCAAGAAAUUGAGUCAUUGAAUGGCGUAACAAUUAGCUCCGUGGUUGGUAGAUAAGGCCAAUGUGAUUCAUUAAAGUUGUCUCUUCCCUUGUGUGGAUGUACUUUUGUUUAAAGGACGCACGUGAAAUAGAAAAAUCAUAACUCGAUUCCUUGGUUUUGAUAUGGAAAGUGUCUUGAUUGCUCUUUAUUCUGUAGUAUCACAUUCAAUUUUACUUAGACAGGCAUUUCAAGUAAAAGUUAUCGCUCUGUGUCCUGGGGUUCAAG